Molecule: messenger RNA, 869 nt
Organism: Eruca vesicaria subsp. sativa (arugula)
Lineage: Eukaryota; Viridiplantae; Streptophyta; Magnoliopsida; Brassicales; Brassicaceae
Source: the annotation of a GenBank genome assembly
UAUGAUUGGCUGAAACCAUAAAGACAUCAUCUGACGUGGCAGUUUCUCUGUCCUCAGAGAUUUCAGAUAGUGUCCGAACAGAGAAACAACACACGAAGACAUACAUCUCCAAAGAUUUUUCUUUUUACUUUUUUUCAUAGAUUCGAUCUUCCUCCAAUGGCUAUCAACGCUCCAAUAUCGUCUCACCAGCGAACAGAGUUUCUCUCCAACCCCGUUCUCCCCCGCUUUGGCCGGUCAGACUCCGCCGUGAAGUCACCAGCUACCUUCUCCGUCGUCUCAAUGGCUCCCCAAAAAAAGGUGAACAAGUAUGAUGCCAAGUGGAAAAAACAAUGGUACGGAGCGGGACUAUUCUUCGAAGGAAGCGAAGAAGUAAACGUCGACGUUUUCAAGAAGCUUGAGAAGCGAAAAGUUUUAAGCAACGUUGAGAAAGCUGGCUUGCUCUCAAAAGCAGAGGACUUGGGAGUCACGCUAUCAUCUCUUGAGAAGCUUGGUGUCUUCUCCAAAGCCGAGGAGCUAGGUCUUCUCAGUCUCCUCGAAACUUUAGCAAGUACAUCUCCAGCAGUCUUGGCCUCGGCUGCAUUACCGGCUCUGACGGCUGCUAUUGUAGCCGUGGUGCUGAUUCCUGAUGACUCAACUACUCUGGUGGUUGCUCAAGCGGUUUUGGCUGGUGCUUUUGCUCUUGGAGGUGUUGUUUUGUUGGUUGGGUCUGCUGUUUUGGAUGGACUUCAAGAAGCUGAUUAAUUCUUUCAUAUGUAAACUAAAGACAUUGUUGUAGAACUGUUUUUGUAAUAAGUUUCUAUAGAAGAAGGAUUCUACCUUAUUAAAGCCUUAUUGACACAAAAUGAAAGUAGCUCUAAUGAGUUCUACUA